AUGGACCUCACCAUACUGCACUUCAACGAUGUGUAUCACAUAUCGGACUCCGAGCUAGUCGCCAAAUUUGCUUCCGUCCUCGCAGACCCGAGUUGUGCUACUGGCGAUGAUAAACCGAGCGGCCCCAUUUUGCGCGUCUUCAGCGGAGAUGCUUUCUCGCCCUCGUUAGAAGCCGCCGUUUUGCGCGGCGACCACAUGGCGCCGCUGUUAGACAGUCUUGAUAUCGACGUGGGCUGUUAUGGAAAUCACGAUUUUGAUUUUGGCCAGGAUCGACUUGUCGAGCUUACCAGCCAGAUCCGCUUCCCUUGGACCCUUGCCAACGCAGUUGCACCAGGACACGACGCCGAGGGACACGGCCGCCUUCUUGCUGGUGCCCAGGAAUAUGUGAUCAAAGAAGUAGCCGAAUACAAGCUGGGAUUCUUCGGUCUAGCUGGCAGCGACUGGCCUUCCAAUUGCCAGCAUUUGCCGGAAUGCACAAUACUGGACCCCGCGACGGUUGCGAAACGAGUAGUCACACAUCUACGGCUGGUUGAAAAGUGCGACCUGGUAGUAGCGGUAACUCAUAUGCGCUUGGUGGAAGAUCUCGAAACUCUCAACAAUACGAUGUCUGGCGCAGAGAAAAUAGAUUUGAUACUGGGCGGUCAUGAUCACUACGUUGUUCGCCGAGAUGUGUCUGACACCGAUCCAAAUCCCGAGGUUCUGCAAUCAGGAUUCGAUCUCGACGGAGCUGCAGUUACCGAGUGCGAGGGUGACUUCCGAAUCAUCAAGAGCGGUACCGACUGGAGAGGGCUUUCCAUUAUACGUUUGCGACUUGGAAGUAAGGAGAAAGGCGAGUCAACGAUACUCGGCAUGUCCUUGCGACAAAUUGCAGACUUAAAGAAAAUUUCCAACUAUAGCCAAAUUCCUGUCUCGCAGGCAACAUUGGACAUUUUGCAAGCAGCUCACGGCAAGAUUGAAGAGGUCGUCACACAGCCUUUGUUCCGCACUGCAUCGCCACUCGACGGACGAUCACAUAUUAUCCGGAGCCAAGAAACAAACCUAGGGAACAUGUUGGCUGAUGCCGUCAGAGCAUUCUACGACACAGACAUUGGCUUCGUCAAUAGUGGCGCUGUACGUUGCGAUCGAAUUAUAGAGUGCGGCAAUGGCGCGCCUCUUUGCAUCCGCGACGUAAUUGAGAUUAGCCCUUUUGACAACGCCUUUGUUGUAAAGCGAGUCGGUGGUAGAGUUCUUGCGCAGGCGCUCGAGAAUUCCGUCUCAGAUGCGCACACUGAUGGGAGAUUUCUGCAGCUCUGCGGACUCAGCAUGAGGCUAGAUUGGAGGCGACCAGAAACUUCUCGAGUCAGCGAGAUUUUGUUCCAUCCAUCAAAUGGUAAAUCUCAGCCUUUGGAAAUGGAUCGCAUGUACACGGUGACUAUGGUAGAUUUUAUCGGUUCCGGGUUUGAUGGAUACACUUGCUUCCGAGAUUGCGAGACGUUGGUUGAUACGGAAGGCGCCAUCACAGAUACAAAUAUGCUGCUCGAAAUAUUCAAAUUGAGCAAAAAUGAUGCGAAUGAGUCUGGUGUGGCAGAUCACCAUGCAGAAGGGAUACAGAGGGCAAGGGCAGCUAUUGUUUCUGGGUACCACACCGAGGACGCCCUCCCCAUCGUUAGUCCCGUGGUAGAAAGCCGGAUUAAAAUUAUGCAUGAGGCGAAUCUAUAG
Messenger RNA from Akanthomyces muscarius, 1698 nucleotides. RefSeq lists its product as uncharacterized. Lineage: Eukaryota; Fungi; Ascomycota; Sordariomycetes; Hypocreales; Cordycipitaceae. Gene Ontology annotation, biological process: nucleotide catabolic process. The transcript has 4 exons. The record is from RefSeq and is a predicted model, not a curated record. Gene Ontology annotation, molecular function: hydrolase activity. Bases 1 to 1698 code for a protein of 565 amino acids.